Molecule: messenger RNA, 976 nt
Organism: Vitis vinifera (wine grape)
Lineage: Eukaryota; Viridiplantae; Streptophyta; Magnoliopsida; Vitales; Vitaceae
Product: leucine-rich repeat protein 1
Exons: 6
Coding region: 119-763 (214 amino acids)
Molecular function (GO): protein binding
Source: RefSeq, a predicted model, not a curated record
AAUUUUUAAAAAGAAAAAGGAAAACGCAGAUGGUUUGCCUCUUCACUCGUCUUCCCACUAAAUAACACAUCUAAUCCAAAACCCUAGAAACCGAAUCGGUUCAAAAUCAGCAGAAUCAAUGGCGUUGUGUUCUGCCUCAGCCCUAACCCUAACCUUAACCCUAACCGUCACCGUCUAUUUGGUUGGUGGGAAUUCAGAAGGAGACACUCUCUACACACUGCGGCGAAGCUUGUCAGAUCCGGAUAACGCCCUUCAGAGCUGGGAUCCAACCCUCGUUAAUCCUUGCACUUGGUUUCAUGUCACCUGUAACCAGGACAAUCGCGUUACUCGAGUGGACUUGGGUAAUUCAAACCUCUCUGGUCAUCUGGUACCUGAACUUGGGAAGCUCAAGUAUCUGCAGUAUCUGGAGCUUUACAAAAACCACAUUCAAGGAACUAUCCCUGUUGAGCUUGGCAAUUUGAGGAGCCUAAUCAGCUUGGACUUAUAUAGCAACAACAUCUCAGGGACUAUUCCAGCUUCUCUGGGGAAAUUAAAGUCUCUAGUAUUCUUACGGCUUAAUGACAAUCAGUUAACUGGUCAAAUCCCAAGGGAACUUGUUGGUAUAUCAAGCCUCAAAAUUGUUGAUGUUUCAAGCAACAACUUAUGUGGAACAAUUCCAACAACCGGACCGUUUGAGCACAUUCCAUUGAACAACUUUGAGAAUAAUCCUAGACUGGAAGGUCCAGAGUUGCAGGGACUUGCGAGUUAUGAUACAAACUGCUAAUGAAAAAGGUGAGGUGAUGCUGAAAAUUCUCAGUUUAAAUGCGUACUCCAGAAACUGGAAUUGUAUUUCCUCACAGGGAGUGACAGGGAUUGGUGGUGGCACCUCCAGUCCCACUUUGUGUUUGUAAAUCCCUAAAGAAAAAAGUGACACGUGCUUUUCGAAAAGUUAAGGGUUAUUCGAUUAAAAACUUAAUUGAAAACCCAAUUUUUUAAA